GGUCCGGCGACAAUCGCCAUGCGUUUCGACUGUAUCGAGCGGCGAAUCGCGCAGUUCUUCUACAGCUAUGGUCACUACCUGUCCAGCAAUCCGUUGCCGUUCGUCGUCUUCCCCGUGCUUUUUACACUCGCGAUGGCCAUUGGAUUCUUGCACAUUCAACCACUAACGGAUGCAGUGUACUUAUUCACUCCGCUCAGUGCACCAAGCAAACUCGAACGACAGGCGAUUCACGAGAAAUGGCCCCUGUCCGACGAUAACUACAUCGCCGGACGAGCUGUGACUCAGAAUCGCGAGAUACAGGUGAUAGCUCUCGCUCGUGAUGGCGGUAAUAUUUUGGAGCCACCCUACAACGAAGCAGUGUUUCGCCUCGACGCAGUUGAAGUUCUCCACGAGGAGCACUACUACUCGUAUGAGGAUCUCUGCCUGCAGUACAAAGAUAGUGGUUGUCCGGGUAACAAGCACGUUCGUAGGCUCUCCGAUUUCUACAAUCAUGGAAUCAACAUCACAUUUCCAUACUUUCGAUUUGGAACCGAAGGAGGAUACUUGGGUGCAGCGCUUGGAGGUGUGUCGUUGAUGAGGACCGAAAAGGGUUCCAGUAUUUUGGCUAGUGCUCGUGCGUGGUUCCUAAUCUAUCAUCUGAAGUUCUAUCCGAGUAAUAUUAGCUACAUUUCUGGUCUCUGGGAAAAGGAGCUCGCUAUUCACCUAUCUGCAUAUCCUGAAGAUCCCUAUAUAAAAAUCACAUACUUCCAUUCACAAACGCUAGCCGACGAACUGCGUCGAAACGCUGAUUCUCUGAGUGUCGUCAACGCCGGAAUGGGGAUUGUGACGUCGAUCGGAACGCUGCUGCUGCUCGGACUGCCGUACAGCGACAUCGUCUCCGUGAUGCCGUUCCUUGUCGUCGCGGUCGGCACCGACAACAUGUUCCUGAUGGUCGCCGCGAUGCGUCGUACGUCACGCUGUGCUCCGGUGGCCGAGCGGAUGGCCGAGUGCCUGUCGGAUGCCGCCGUCUCGAUCCUCAUCACCGCCACCACAGAUGCCCUCUCAUUCGGCGUCGGUGCUAUCACCUCCUUGCCAGCUGUGCACAUUUUCUGCGUCUAUACCGGGGUCGCCAUCUCCUUCGCGUUUAUCUACCAGUUGAGUUUAAUACAUGUUUUGCAUGGCGUGCGCCGUGUUGACCUACAACGAUCCAUUGGUGAUGUGCAGAAAUUUCAGGUGACAUUUUUUGCUGCUCUUCUAGCGAUUUUCACGAGAUUAGAAGAGUCCGGACGUAAUAGCAUCCUGGGUCAAAGGACUCUGACCGAAUCGGAUAUCAAGGUGGCAACUCUACCAGAGCGGCUUUUUAACCUUGGCUCAAAACCAGAACCCUCAAAGGGCAACGAAGUUAAGGAGGCGGCCGUUUCAAGAUUCUUCCGAGAUUGGUACGCUCCGCUUCUUAUGAAUAAUGUGGUGCGCACCAUCACCAUGGGUUGGUAUCUGAUCUAUCUAUUCUUCGCUUAUUAUGGUGUUACACAGAUCAAGGAAGGUCUCGAGCCAACUAAUCUCCUCGUUCAAGACUCCUAUGCGAUUCCACAUUACAAACUCCUGCAGAAGUACUUCUGGAAGUACGGCGCUAUAUUGCAGGUCGUCGUGAACAACGCGCCUGAUCUCCGCAAUGCGACAUCGCGCGACCGCAUCCACGCCAUGGUCGGCGACUUCGCGACCACACGGCAUUCGAUCGGAAAGGAGUCCGUGCAGUUCUGGCUCUAUGAAAUGGAAUCGUACUACCACGAUUUGUUGGAUAUGAAAAUCAUCGACGACGCCUUCUACAGCAUGCUGAAACACUGGUUGACAUCAAAGCACAACAAUCCUUGGGUCGAAGACCUCUACUGGGAUGUUACACAGGACAGCAAUGUCACCGUGAAGAGUUUUCGAAUCACCUCUAAACCAUCUGCAAGACAGAUUCAGUCAAGUGUUUUCAGAUUUCUGAUAGGGAUGUAUGACAUCUCAGCUACUAAGGACCAGAAGGACGCAACUGUGUUAUUCAGAGAAGUAGCAAGUCGCUGGCCGGAGUACAAUAUCACUACGUUCAUGCCACUUUGGUUGUUCACCGAUCAGUACGCCAUCAUCGUUCCUAAUACGGUGCAGAACAUCGUCAUCGCGCUCACGUGCAUGGUGCUGAUCGCGUUCGUACUGAUUCCACAGCCGAUGUGUGCGUUCUGGGUAGCAUUGGCAUGUGCCUCCAUUGACUUCGGUGUCGUAGGCUACAUGACCCUAUGGGAUGUGAAUCUGGACGCUAUUUCUAUGAUCACCAUCAUUAUGUCGAUUGGGUUUUCUGUCGACUAUGCGGCCCACAUCACUUACGGCUACGUGGUUUCCGAUGCACUCACACCAAGCGACAAGGUCAGAGACGCGCUGUCAGCUCUCGGAUGGCCGUUAUGCCAGGGAGCAAUGUCGACGAUCAUCGCCGUGUCUGUACUGGCAGAUGUUCCGGCGUACAUGAUCAUCACAUUUUAUAAGACGGUACUGCUCUCGAUAUUGAUUGGUCUUCUGCACGGACUCGUCUUUCUGCCGGUUCUUCUGUCGACGUUCGUUAGAGGUUGCUGUUUCAUAAGUCCUAGUGCUCAAAAUGGACUCGAUAAAGAGAAAGUGAGCCACAUGUACUGUUGGAUUAUGUACUCUUUAAUCACGACUGCUCAGGUAACUCCGGCACUAACACAAGGAAGCCCUGCCCUCGAAUGCGGCGAGCACUGGACACCUAACGCACUUCACUCGAUAGCAUCGUUUUACUACAGCACACUGCACGUUUUCCUAUCGCCAACACAGAAUCUCACUGCAUCCACUCAGCUGUCACCACAGACCGUCGAAGUGCAAUCGGAAGCGAUCCACAACCGUUCACGGAACUCGAUGAAAUCACCGGAACAUCUAGAAUGA
This is a messenger RNA of Angiostrongylus costaricensis, 2910 nucleotides long. The record is from the annotation of a GenBank genome assembly. NCBI's taxonomy places the organism in Eukaryota, Metazoa, Nematoda, Chromadorea, Rhabditida, Metastrongylidae.